AUGGGACAGUCUCUAACUACCCCCUUAAGCCUCACUCUACAGCACUGGAAGGAUACCGGAGACAUCGCUCAUAACCACUCUGUAGAGAUCCGGAAGAGAAAGUGGGACACCUUCUGCUCCUCAGAAUGGCCGACAUUUAAUGUCGGCUGGCCAGGAGAUGGCACCUUUAACCUAGACAUUAUUUUGCAGGUUAAGGCGAAAGUCAUGGAUUCAGGGCCGCACGGCCACCCGGACCAGAUACCCUACAUUGUUACUUGGGAAGCCCUGGCCUGGGAACCACCCUCAUGGGUCAAGCCGUUUGUCACUCCCAACCCCCCUGCUGUUCCCCCUGCAGUUCCCUCUGACCCUGCCCUACCUCCUCUGUUGGUCCCCACACCCUCUAAGUCUGCCCUCUACCCAGCUGUAACAAAGCAGGCCCAAGGACGUAAUCCGGGGGGCAAAAAGACGCCGACGACCCCGGUACUGCCAGCAGACGACGGCUCCUUGUUGGAUCUGCUGACUGAAGAACCUCCCCCCUAUAGGGACCCAGACCCCGACCAAGAGCCGGGAGAAGCCGCCGCGGCCGGACCUCAGGAGGAACCAGCUCCUUCCCCGGUGGCAGGGCGAUUGAGAGGGCGCCGAGAGGCCCCUCCAGAUUCCACAUCUCAGGCUCUCCCAUUACGAGCGGGGCCUAACGGCCAGCUCCAAUACUGGCCUUUUUCCGCUUCGGAUCUAUAUAACUGGAAAAAUAAUAAUCCCCCUUUCUCUAGGGACCCUUCUAGACUCACCGCUUUAAUCGAGUCCAUUUUAGUAACCCACCAGCCCACCUGGGACGAUUGUCAGCAGCUGUUACAGGCCCUCCUGACCACCGAGGAAAAGCAACGAGUCCUUUUGGAAGCCCGUAAGAACGUCCCGGGGGCUAACGGGCAGCCUACUCAGUUGCCAAAUGAGAUCAACGAUGCCUUCCCCUUGGAGCGACCUGAAUGGGACUUCGCCACGGAGGAUGGUAGGAAUCACUUACGUCUCUAUCGCCAGUUGCUGAUAGCGGGUCUCCAUGGGGCAGCAAAGCGCCCCACUAAUUUGGCUCAGGUUAAGUUAGUGACCCAAGGGUCAGAGGAGUCUCCCUCCGCCUUCCUCGAAUGACUAAAGGAAGCCUAUCGUGUGUACACCCCCUAUGAUCCGGAGGACCCUAACCAGGCUACCAAUAUGGCCAUGUCCUUCAUCUGGCAGUCUGCCCCGGAUAUCAGAAAAAAAUUAGAGAGGCUCGAAAACUUAAGGGAAAGUACGAUCCAGGAUUUGCUAAAGGAGGCAGAGCGGAUUUUCAACAAGAGAGAGACUCAAGAAGAGAGAGACGAAAGGAUAACCCUUAAUGUGGGGGGGCAACCCAUCACCUUCCUGGUGGACACCGGAGCCCAACAUUCGGUGCUCACAACCACACCGGGACCCCUGACUGACAAAUCGGCGUGGGUUCAAGGAGCCACCGGAGGGAAAAGAUACCGUUGGACAACUGAAAGAAGAGUACAACUCGCCACCGUGGAAGCCCUGGUCAAACAACCUCCGGGCCGAUGGCUUUCCAAUGCCCGCAUGACCCACUACCAGGCCCUACUACUGGACACUGAUCGAGUAUACUUUGGCCCUAUA
This is a messenger RNA of Psammomys obesus (fat sand rat), 1620 nucleotides long. RefSeq lists its product as uncharacterized. Gene Ontology annotation, biological process: proteolysis; virion assembly. NCBI's taxonomy places the organism in Eukaryota, Metazoa, Chordata, Mammalia, Rodentia, Muridae. Gene Ontology annotation, molecular function: aspartic-type endopeptidase activity. The transcript is spliced from 3 exons. The annotation marks the transcript as partial. The record is from RefSeq and is a predicted model, not a curated record.